Messenger RNA from Trichosurus vulpecula (common brushtail), 2347 nucleotides. RefSeq names its product tyrosine 3-monooxygenase/tryptophan 5-monooxygenase activation protein zeta (gene YWHAZ). Gene Ontology annotation, biological process: signal transduction. The record is from RefSeq and is a predicted model, not a curated record. NCBI's taxonomy places the organism in Eukaryota, Metazoa, Chordata, Mammalia, Diprotodontia, Phalangeridae. Gene Ontology annotation, cellular component: cytoplasm.
GUCGCGCGCGUUCCCCAGCCCCGCUCGUUCGCUCUUUUUCCUCGUGCGCGCGCGCCAGGGAGCGGCGGUUGCGCUUGGGCCCUGGAGCGGUGGGCACCAAUCAGCGGUUGCCAUAGCAGCGUUUGACGUCAUCGUGCGUGUGGUGCCCCUGCUGCCGGGGCUGGUGAUUGGAGGAAACCCCGUGUCUGCGGAGCGGCUGGAGCCUGUGAGCUGAGAGAUAUAGGGACACAGUCUCAGCCCCGCCGCUGCCACUGCCGCCGCCCAGAGACCGCUGAAACCCCCGUCCGUCCGUCCGCCGCCGCCACUCACUCCGGGCACAGAUCAUUCAGUCAUGGAUAAAAAUGAGCUGGUGCAGAAGGCCAAAUUGGCUGAGCAGGCUGAGAGAUAUGAUGACAUGGCAGCCUGCAUGAAGUCUGUAACUGAGCAAGGAGCUGAAUUAUCCAAUGAGGAGAGGAAUCUUCUCUCUGUUGCUUACAAAAAUGUUGUAGGGGCCCGAAGGUCAUCUUGGAGGGUUGUUUCAAGUAUUGAGCAAAAGACGGAAGGUGCUGAGAAAAAACAGCAGAUGGCCCGAGAAUACAGAGAGAAAAUUGAGACCGAACUAAGAGAUAUCUGCAAUGAUGUACUGUCUCUAUUGGAAAAGUUCUUGAUUCCUAAUGCUUCACAAGCAGAAAGCAAAGUUUUCUAUUUGAAAAUGAAAGGAGACUACUACCGUUAUUUGGCUGAGGUUGCUGCUGGUGAUGACAAGAAAGGAAUAGUGGAUCAAUCACAACAGGCAUAUCAAGAAGCAUUUGAAAUCAGCAAAAAGGAGAUGCAACCAACGCAUCCUAUUAGAUUGGGUCUGGCUUUGAACUUCUCUGUGUUCUAUUAUGAGAUCCUGAACUCUCCAGAGAAAGCCUGCUCCCUUGCAAAGACAGCUUUUGAUGAAGCCAUUGCUGAACUUGAUACAUUAAGUGAAGAAUCAUACAAAGACAGCACACUAAUAAUGCAGUUACUGAGAGACAACUUGACAUUGUGGACAUCGGACACCCAAGGAGAUGAAGCUGAAGCAGGAGAAGGAGGGGAGAAUUAACCAGCCUUCCAACUUUUGUCUGCCUCAUUCUAAAAUUUACACAGUAGACCAUUUGUCAUCCAUGCUGUCCCACAAAUAGUUUUUGUUUACGAUUUAUGACAGGUUUAUGUUACUUCUAUUUGGAUUUCUAUAUUUCCCAUGUGGUUUUUAUGUUUAAUAUUAGGGGAGUAGAGCCAGUUAACAUUUGGGGAGUUAUCUGUUUUCAUCUGAGGUGGCCAAUAUGGGGAUAUGGAAUUUUUAUACACGUUUUACAUGUUUGGCAUAGUACUUUUGGUACAUUGUGAUUUCACAAGGCCAGUGUUAAAACAGCUUCCAUGUCUAAGCAAAGAAAACUGCCUACAUAUUGGUCUGUCAUGGUGGGGGGAUAAAGGGAUAAUUGGUUCCAGCCACAGGUGUAGUUAUUGUGGGUACUUUAGGGUUGGAGCACUCAAUGGCUGUGGUAGAAACAGAUGUCCCAUAGAUACUACAUGGCAUUCCAUGUGUAUCUGUGGAAUACACAAUCUCAACGUGUACACCUUUAUGAUUGCAGUUGCAAAAGUGUUCCUUAAGACAAAGUUUUAACCCAGUCAAUUUACUCUGGAGAAGGGCAGAAAACGGUUCACAUUCCAUUAUUUGUAAAGUUACCUGCUGUUUGCUUUCAUUAUUUUUGCUACACUCAUUUUAUUUGUAUUUAAAUGGUUUAGGCAACCUAAGAACAAAUGUACAAGUAAAGAUGCAGUAAAAAUGAAUUGCUUGAUAUUCAUAAAGUCACUGUAUAUCAAGCACAGCAGUAAAACAAAAAACCCAUGUAUUUAACUUUUUUUAGGUUUUUUGCUUUUGUGAUUUUUUUGAUACUUGCCUAACAUGCAUGUGCUGUAAAAAUAGUUAACAGGGAAAUAACUUGAGAUGAUGGCUAGCUUUGUUUAAUGUCUUAUGAAAUUUUCAUGAACAAUCCAAGCAUAAUUGUUAAGAACAUGUGUAUUAAGUUGAUGUACGUGGAAUAAAAGUUUUAUGAAUGGACUUUUCAACUACUUUCUCUACAGCUUUUCAUGUAAAUCAUAUCUUUUAGUUCUGAAACUUCUCUAAAGGAAAUUGUACAUUUUGAAGAUUUACUUCCCACUUGGUAGCUAUAUAAUGGGCUUUAAAAAAAAAAGUUUAAGUACAAAAUUAUCAAAUGGCAAGAGUUCCAUGUGUUCCAUAUUGUUCCAAACAUUACUCCCCUCUCCACCACCCUGAUUUUCAGUUACUCUUUUAAAACAAAGGGUGGUGGUCUGAAUAAAAUCAUAUGUUCCACUUCAA